AUGUCGACGCGACCGACGCGCCGCGCCGCGGCCCGGCGCACUGCUGUCGUCGACUCAUCAGAUGACGAAAUUGCAGACGCGACCAUUAAAGUCGCCGACGACAGCGAAGACGACUUUACGCCCGCCCGGGCCACCAGCCCGCGUCGCUCUACUCAAGCCGGAAGGAGGAAGACUAUGACCGAAGCCUCCGCGACUCCCAAACCGCGCACGCGUGCCAAGAAGAACAGCAUAGCGCCGCCCCCCGACGUCAGCCUCGAGCCCAGCGAGAUAUUCGAUCCAGACCAGACGGCCAUGACGGCCGAGCCCGACUUGCCGGCAAAGAAGUCGUCGCCGAGGAAGCGAAAGAGCGUUGCGCCGCGCGCGUCCAAGGCCGCCACACCCGACCUGCAGCCGCCGCUCCCCACCCCCCACCAGUCCGCUUCUCCAGAGUCGUCAGAGCUGCACAGUACGCCCCUUGCUGAUAUCACCGCCACAACGAUAAACCUGCAGCUGCGGCCUGCGGACGAGACGGUUCUGGCAGCCAGCAAGCCUGUCAAGGCCAUGGACACAAUCCUUGAGAAGCCCAUGGACAUCAUGCUCAAGUCGCGCACCAUGGCCAUUCCAGUCAUCGAGGACACAGGCCCCAAGGCGCGCAUCGUCAUUACAUAUCUCAUCCUUACCAACUUCAAGAGCUACGCUGGUCGGCAGGAGGUUGGACCCUUUCACGCCUCCUUCUCCUCUGUUGUUGGCCCCAACGGUUCUGGGAAGUCCAACGUCAUCGACUCGCUGCUCUUUGUCUUUGGUUUCCGCGCCAGCAAGAUGAGACAGGGCAAGAUCUCAGCCCUCAUCCACAACUCGGCCCAGUACCCGGACCUCGAGUACUGCGAGGUAGCUGUCCAUUUCCAGGAAGUCAUGGACCUUCCCGGUGGCGCCGGCCACGAGAUUAUCCCCGACUCCAAUCUCGUCAUAUCGCGCAAGGCCUUCAAGAACAGUUCUAGCCAGUACUACAUCAACGGUAGGAGCUCCAACUUCACAACUGUCACCACCUUGCUACGCGAUCGGGGCGUCGAUCUGGAUCACAAGCGCUUCCUGAUCUUGCAGGGCGAAGUCGAAUCCAUUGCCCAGAUGAAGCCAAAGGCAGGAAACGAACACGAGGACGGCCUUCUAGAGUAUCUCGAAGAUAUCAUCGGUACCUCGAGAUACAAAGCACCCAUCGAGGAGUCGGCUGCCGACGUGGAAGCUCUCAAUGAUAUUUGCCAAGAGAAAAGCGGUCGCGUCCAGCAUGUCGAGAAGGAGAGGAACAGCCUCGAGGACAAGAAAAACACGGCUCUUGCAUUUGUCCGCGACGAGAACGAGCUUGCCAUGAAGCAGUCAGCACUGUAUCAGCUGUACAUCAGCGAAUGCGACGACAACAUUGCUGUUACGGAGGAAGCUAUUGGCCAGAUGCAAACACAGCUCGACGCCGAACUUGAGAAGCACAAUGGGAGCGAGAAACUGAUCAAGCACCUCGAGAAAGCCUUCUCCAAGGGCAGCAAAGAGUGCGAGGCGCAGGAAAAAGAGACGCAGAGUUUGAUCAAGGAGAUGACCAAAUUCGACCAGGAGCGCGUCAAGUUUGAGGAGAAGAAAAAGUUCCUCACAGACAAGCGCAAGAAGUUGGAGAAGGCCAUCGCCAACUCCGAAAACUCGGCUGCCGAGGCGGAUGAGACUAUUGAGCAGUGCACGGAAGAAGUCGAAAGGCGCGCUCAAGAGAUUGCCUCGCUUGAACAACAAAUCAAGGAGGAGGAAGCAGAGCUGGCCACCAUCCGAGACAGCCUAAAGGGCAAGACGCAGAAAUUUUCCGACCAGAUUGCUGCCAAGCAAAAGUCGCUCGAGCCAUGGAACGAGAAGAUCAAUCAGAAGCAAUCUGCAAUUGCCGUUGCCGAGAGCGAGAUGACUAUCCUUAAGGAAAAGGCGAAUGCUGGCACUGUUGCUCUGGAGGAGCUGCAAGCCAAGAUUUUCGCUAUCGAGGAGAGCCAGACCGCCAAAACGGAGAAGACGAAGCAAUGCCAGGCUGAAAAGGCGAGCCUCGAAAAGGAGGCCAAGAAGAUCGAGGCCGAGCUUUCAAAGCUUGCACAAGACGAGCCUAAGUUGCGUUCGAAGCUCUCCAACGCCCGGCAGAAAGCCGACGAGGCCCGUUCGAGCCUAUCUGCCACGCAGAACCAAGGCAAUGUUCUCAGCGCUUUGAUGCGGAUGAAAGAGUCGGGCCGUAUCGAUGGAUUCCACGGCCGGCUAGGCAACCUCGGUACGAUUGAUCAGAAGUACGACAUCGCCAUCUCCACAGCCUGCGGCGCGCUCGACAACUUUGUUACCGACACGGUCGAGGCCGGCCAACAGUGUAUCGAGUACCUCAGAAAGACAAAUUUGGGCCGUGGAAACUUCAUCUGUCUCGACAAGUUGAGGACGCGCGACAUCUCCCCGAUCGCCACGCCCGAGAAUGCGCCGCGCCUGUUUGAUCUGGUAAGGGCCAAGGAUGAUAGAUUCCGCCCGGCCUUCUACCACGCUCUCCAGGACACACUGGUUGCCAAAGAUCUCGCCCAGGCGAACCGCAUCGCCUACGGUGCCAAGAGGUGGCGGGUGGUCACCGAAGCGGGCGAGCUCAUCGACAAAUCAGGUACCAUGUCUGGUGGUGGCAGCACCGUCAAGAAGGGUUUGAUGUCUUCGAAGCUGGUGCCCGAUACAAACAAGGAGCAAGUAUCCAAACUCGAGGCAGAUCGGGAUAUGCUGGAGCAAAACUUCCAGGAAUUCCAGGAGCGCCAGCGAGAACUGGAGGGCCGCCUCCGUGACGCCCAGGGACAGAUUCCCAAGCUCGAGACCAAAUUGCAGAAAAUCAACCUCGAGGUCGAGAGCUCGGCAAGAAACCUGGCUGAUACCCAGCGCCGAAUUAAGGAACUCGGUAAAGAGCACCAGCCUUCCAAGUCCGACGACAAUCGAGUUGUUGUCCUAGAAAAGGAAAUUGCCAAGCUCAACCGGGAGGUCGAGAAACUUCACGACGAGACCGCCAGCGUCGAGGACGAUAUUAAGGUCCUGCAAGACAAGAUUAUGCAGGUCGGUGGCGAGAAGCUCCGCACCCAGAGAGCCAAGGUGGACUCGCUCAAAGAGGAGGCCUCGUCUCAGAACGAGGACAUGUCAAAGGCCGAGGUGAAGAAGGUCAAGACUGAAAAGCAAAAGAUCAAGCUUGAAAAAGACUACGCAAAAGCCGUGAAGGAGCUCGAGGGUUCCAUCCGGGAUUCGGAGAAGCUUGAGGAAGAAAUACAGAACCAAGGUGACAAGGCCGAAAACCUGAAGACGCAGGUGGAGGAGGCUCAGGAGGCCCUGGGUGCCAAGAGGCAAGAGCUGGCCGAGAUGAAGGCGGAGCUAGACGAGAAGACGGCCGAGCUUAAUACCACCCGCGCCGUGGAGAUUGAGAUGCGCAACAAGCUCGAGGAAAACCAAAAAGUUCUCGGCGAGAACCAAAAGCGGCUGCGCUACUGGGAUGACAAGCUUUCCAAGUUGGUGCUCCAGAACGUCGACGAUUUGGAAAAAGGCAGCACGUCAGCAAGGGUCUCCAAGGUCAAGAAGAGCGAGGACGAGGACACGACCAUGGAGGAUGCCGAUACCCAGGUUCAGACUGACGCUGACGCUGACGCCGAAGUGGAGGAUUCCGCCAACCAGACCAUCCACGGUCCUGGCCGAUCCAGCCCGCUGGAGCUGCCCCACUACACAAGGGACGAACUCGCGGACAUGAGCAAGGAGACGCUCAAAGGCGAGAUUGCGGCGCUCGAGGAGAAGACGCAAAACGUCAACGUCGAUCUCGGCGUGCUGGCCGAGUACCGGCGUCGCGUCGAGGAGCAUGCGGCACGCUCAUCCGACUUGACAUCGGCUGUCGAGCAGCGCGACGCGGCCAAGAAGCGCUGCGACGACCUGCGCCGCCUUCGACUUGAAGGUUUUAUGGAGGGGUUCAGCACCAUCUCGCUCCGGCUCAAGGAGAUGUACCAGAUGAUCACGAUGGGCGGCAACGCAGAGCUCGAGCUGGUCGACUCGCUUGACCCCUUCAGCGAGGGCAUCCUCUUCAGUGUCAUGCCGCCCAAGAAGUCGUGGAAGAAUAUUAGCAACUUGUCCGGUGGCGAAAAGACGCUGAGCUCCCUGGCGCUGGUGUUUGCGCUGCAUCACUACAAGCCGACGCCGCUUUAUGUCAUGGACGAGAUUGACGCUGCGCUGGAUUUCCGGAACGUGUCGAUCGUGGCCAACUAUAUCAAGGAGCGCACAAAGAAUGCCCAAUUCAUUGUUAUCUCGCUGCGCAACAACAUGUUUGAGCUCGCCGCCCGCCUCGUCGGCGUGUACAAGGUCAGCCACAUGACCAAGAGCGUCACAAUCGAGAACAGGGACUAUGUACGCGGGAGGAACCAGAAUCACAGCCAGCAGCAGCAGCAGCAGCAGCAGCAGCAGCAACAACAACAACAACAACAACAACAACAACAACAACAACAACAACAACAACAACAGCAACAACAACAACAACAGCAGCAGCAGCAGCAGCAGCAUGCGGGCUCCACGCAGCUGAUUAGGUGA
Lasiosphaeria miniovina is the source of this 4566-nucleotide messenger RNA. Its product is annotated as nuclear condensin complex subunit Smc4. Bases 1 to 4566 code for a protein of 1521 amino acids. The record is from RefSeq and is a predicted model, not a curated record. The transcript has 2 exons. Gene Ontology annotation, biological process: mitotic chromosome condensation. Gene Ontology annotation, cellular component: condensin complex; chromosome. NCBI's taxonomy places the organism in Eukaryota, Fungi, Ascomycota, Sordariomycetes, Sordariales, Lasiosphaeriaceae. Gene Ontology annotation, molecular function: protein binding; ATP binding; ATP hydrolysis activity.